This is a messenger RNA of Phyllopteryx taeniolatus (common seadragon), 2512 nucleotides long. RefSeq names its product zinc finger CCCH-type containing 10 (gene zc3h10). The record is from RefSeq and is a predicted model, not a curated record. Gene Ontology annotation, molecular function: metal ion binding. The transcript has 4 exons. The coding region runs from base 406 to 2049 and encodes 547 amino acids. NCBI's taxonomy places the organism in Eukaryota, Metazoa, Chordata, Actinopteri, Syngnathiformes, Syngnathidae.
CAGCCCAGAAGAAGAGCCAGGGUGGGUAGGGAAAGAAACAAAACAGGACGCAGGCCUUGAAUAAAUUCAAACUCCGACGUGGUCAUUAUAAAGUAAAACCAUCAUUUUGAGCUGGCGUGUACCACAGUGACGUAUUUCAUCUUGACAGAGCCCAUGUUUUGAGAAUUCUGCUGGCAUCCAUUUGCUCCACGGGGUCAUCAAGGGGACCUGUUUUGAAGAUGUGGACGAUGCAGCUGUGGAAGAUCCUUGAAGAAUCCUUCCAGUAGUGUAUGCAGGUCUCAACAGAAACAGGCUGGAGCCAAGAGAAUAAUCAAUUCAUGACUUCCCUGGAUGUAAAGCGUCGCCAGGGUACUGCAGACCUCAUACACAUGAGUGCUGUUUUCUCCUCGAGCUGGGCCCAGCGCCAUGCCUGAUCGGGACGGCUCCUACCUGUCAGGUGGUGGUGGGAGUGGUGGGAAUCUGAGCGAGGAGGGAGGACCGGGCUCUGCUUGCGCUGCAGAGGGCAGAGGAGGUUCAGGAGGAGGGGUUGGUGGCAUGGGAGGAGGAGGGGCGCUAGGCAAUGGAAAUAAUUGUGGUAAUGGUGGCGGUACUGUGCAAGGCGCUGGACUGACACCGGACGGGGUCUGCAGGGAUUUCAUACGCAAUGUCUGCAAGAGAGGGAAGCGUUGUCGCUUCAAGCAUCCCGACUUUAAUGAGGUACCGGACUUGGGGGUGCAAAAGAAUGAAUUCAUCUUCUGCCAUGAUUACCAGAAUAAAGAGUGCUUGCGCUCCAACUGUCGCUUUGUACAUGGAUCUAAAGAGGAUGAGGACUGUUAUAAGAAAAGUGGAGAACUGCCACUUGGACUCAGAGGAAAGGUUGCAGCACGACUUGGCCUCUCACCAACGGAUCUGCCGCAUAGCAGGGGGGAGGUCCCAAUCUGCAGAGACUUCCUGAAGGGCGAGUGCCAGAGGGGCAAUAAGUGUAAAUUUCGCCAUGUCAAAAAAGACUAUGAAUAUGAACCUGCCAGGGUGGGAGGGGGUGGUGUGAUCGGGCCUGGUGCAGGUGGAAUGGUGAAUGCAGGAAGUGGUGUAGGUGGUGGAGGAGGUGGAGGGGGAACAUGUGGGGGGAUUCCAGGACUUGUAGGAGGUGUGAGUGGCAAUAAUAUCAUGGGGAUGGGCUGCCCAAGUUUGGGUGGUUGCAGAGAUCCAAGCCUGGCUGGAGUCGGGGGUGUUGGUGCGGGAGGAAUCAGUGGCUGUCUAGCAAUAGGUCCCUCUGGACAGAGGCGGUACGACAGGAGUUCGCUGUCGGUGUACGACCCCUUGCUUGAGAGCGGGCUCUUUGAUUCCACAGCAUUGGACAGCUCACUGGAGCACACUGCUCUUCAGAUCAAGAGGCGGCGGCUGGAAGGCCUGCGACUGGUAGACGGCAGCGUCGGUGGACACUAUGACCUCGGAGUCCAGGCCACCUUGCCCACACGGUCUCUAGAAUACAGGUUCUUGGAGGAGGAAAACAACCUGCUGAGGAAGAGAGUGGCAGAGUUGAAGAAACAGGUUUCCAACCUUAUUGCAACAAACGAGGUUCUCCUUGAGCAGAACGCCCAAUUCCGAAGUCAGGCUAAAGUGAUGACGCUGUCCUCCACGCCCUCCCCCGCUGAGCAGACUCUUUCAGCCCCUGUGGGUGCGGUCAGCUCAUACAAUCACAGCAUCGCCCAGACUCACACCACGCUGAGCAGCACCGGGCUGCAGCCUCGACCCGUCACCCAGCAGGACCUGGUGGCGCCCACCGGCGCCCCUGUGGCGCCCCCCACCAACGCCGCACCCCAGACGGCGCCGCCCCCUCACCUCAACCCGGAAAUCACCCCGCUGUCGGCUGCUCUCGCGCAGACCAUCGCCCAGGGGAUGGCGCCUCCUGUUUCUAUGGCGCCGGUGGCCGUGUCCGUGGCUCCGGUGGCCGUGUCCAUGACGCAGCCUCUGCCGGGCAUCACCAUGAGCCACGCCACUACGCCCAUGGUGUCGUACCCAAUCGCCAGUCAGAGCAUGAGGAUAACCACUCUGCCUCAUAUUACCUGAUAAAUGGUCAUAACAUGGCCUGAAGCGUCCUCUAUGGAGAUUUUAAAACUGACUCUAUUGGGGCCACAUUGAAAACAAAGAAAUGAUAUAACAAUACAAGAACAGGACUUGAUUGAAAGUAAAUUAUUUCAAGAAUAAAGUUGAAAUAAUACAACUAAAUUUGCUCAUCAUUUCCCUUUUGUUCGGUUUGUUUGAUCAUCAGCCCCCAAAACCCUUUAAACAAUUAUUAAUAUUGCAGUAUAUGAUUGAGAUAUGAUGGGUAUCUACAGUAGUUGCCUCUGGUGGCUGCUGGUCUCAGACCGAUGCCUUUGUUUGCAGUUAAAAAUACAGCUAUUCUUGGGGAUUAAAAAAAAAUCACUUCGUCUCAAUAUUUUUUUUAUUCCAUUUUUUUUCUUGUGUUGUUGUCGUGUAACUGAAAUUGUUCUUGUAAUUCUGCUAUAUAAAAUUCUUUUCAGUGAUGUGA